CAUAUCCCAGAUAUCUGCGAUUCAGUGAGAGAUUCAGAGAAAGUGAAAGUAACUUGAUCAACAACAAUAUGGACGCCUGAAACGAUCAACCUCUUUAAACAACAGAAUAUUUAUUGAGCCGUUCAAAGAGUCUUGUGGGCACAUCUGAUCCUCACAGAAUCUUCACCAACAUCAACAAAAGCAAGAAAAACCAGGAGAAACAGUAUUGACAAUAAUCCUCCAAAUAUGUCAUCCUCCAGCGGUCCACUGACUGAGGAGCUUCAGUGCUCGAUAUGUCUGGACGUGUUCACUGAUCCAGUCACCACUCCAUGUGGACACAACUUCUGCAAGACCUGUCUGAAUAAGUGCUGGGACAACAGCCAGACCUGCAACUGUCCAUAUUGUAAAGAAACAUUCAAGAUCAGACCUGAUCUCAAGAUCAAUACCACACUCAGAGAGCUCGUAGAUCACUAUAAAAAGAAAAGUCCUGAGAAAAAACCUGAAGUUGUGAAAAAACCUGAAAUUCUGUGUGAUUUCUGUGAGGAAAGAAAGCUGAAAGCCCUGAAGUCGUGUCUGGGGUGUCAGAGCUCUUACUGUGAAACUCACCUGGAGCCUCAUUUGAGAGUGGCAGGUUUAAAGAAACACAAACUGAUCAAUCCUGUGAGGAAUCUGGAGGACUAUAUAUGUCAGAAACAUGAGAGACCUCUGGAGCUGUUCUGUAGAGAUGAUCAGACAUGUGUGUGUCCGAUGUGUGCUGUGAAAGACCACAAGAACCACAACACUGUUCCUAUAGAAGAGGAGAGUGAAGAGAAGAAGACUCAACUGAUGAAGACACAGAAAGACGUGCAGCAGAUGAUCCAGGACAGAAUCAAGAAGAUUCAAGACGUCAAACACUCAGCAGAAGUCAGAAAAAGAAACACAGAGGAGGAGAAAGCAGCCCAUGUCGAGCUCUUCACUGAUCUCAUCCGCUCCAUUGAGAGAUGUCAGACUGAACUGCUGGAGAUGAUGGAGGAGCAGCAGAAAGCAGCAGAGAAACAGGAGGAAGAGCUCAUUGAAGAGCUGGAGCAGGAGAUCACUGAGCUAAAGAUGAGAAACACUGAGCUGGAGCAGCUCUCACACACUGAAGAUCACCUCCACCUCCUACAGAUUUACUCAUCCCUGUGCAGCUCUAGAAACACCAGGAACUGGUCUGAGAUCAGUGUGAAGACUGAUGAGAGUCUGGAGACUUUGAGGAGAGCUCUGACUCAACUGCAGGACACUGUACAGGAGAAACUCACACUAACUGAUCUGAAGAGGAUGCAGCAGUAUGAAGUGGAUGUGACUCUGGAUCCUGAUACAGCUAAUUCUGAACUCAUCCUGUCUGAUGAUGGAAAACAAGUGAGACUUGGAGACACUGAGCAGGACCUUCCAGACAAACCAGAGAGAUUUGAUAGAUAUGUAAAUGUCCUGGGAAAGGAGGGAUUCUCCUCAGGGAGAUUUUAUUUUGAGGUGCAGGUGAAGGGAAAGACUGAAUGGGGUUUAGGAGUGGCCAGAGAAUCCAUUGACAGGAAGGGAGAGUCCACACUGUGUCCUGAGGAUGGAUACUGGACUGUACAGCUGAGGAAUGGGAAUGAAUAUGAAGCCUGUGAUGAUUCUCUUAUCCCUCUGUCUCUGAGAGUGAAGCCGCAGCGGGUCGGUGUGUUUAUGGAUUAUGAGGAGGGUCUGGUCUCCUUUUAUGAUGUGGAGUCCAGCUCUCAUAUCUACUCUUUCACUGGUCAGUCUUUCACUGACAAACUCUAUCCAUUUUUUUGUCCAGGCCUUAAUAAUGGAGGUAAAAACUCAACUCCACUGAUCAUCACACCUGUCAAAUACAAUAAAAACACCAUCACCGAUAGAUCCAGCAGCAUGAGUCUCCGGAUUCUUCCUCUAGCCACCAUGAGGGAGCAAAUGGCUCGACUUCGGGCAUUGAGGGCUCUACAUCAAGAGGGAUGGGAGGAGUUGGAGGGGCUUCAGAUCCUGGAUUUUUGGGGCUUUGUCAAAUAUCUCCACCAUAGAAGCAAGUGGGCAACACCUGGUCAACCAGAACCCUACCGUAGAGACUUUCCCUCUCUGAGUCAAGACCCUGGUCUCCAAAAUCCCACUGGGAGGCACAGGGUAAGGAGAAAGAGGAAAGCGAAGGAGUCCGCUCCAGCCCAUGAGUCCGCUCCAGCCCCUACAGAAGAGAUGGGCACAAAGCUACCGCCUCGGCCGCGUAAAAAGAGGAGGAGGAGGAAGAAGGCUUCCUCCAUCCCUCAAGGUCCAGAGGCCUUCCCAGAGCCCGCUGUAGGCCCAGAGGCCUUCCCAGAGCUUGCGGUAGGCCCGGAGACCACCCCAGAGGUUGUUCUUGCGCUUCCCAAGCGUCUUGCCCUGCCGGCGCCACCCAAGUGCCUUGCCCUGUCGCCGCCGCUGCCCAGGCCGUCUGCCCUGCUGAAGUCUACCUGGUUAGUUCCUCCAGCACCACCCUGGCACUCGGCCAGGACCCUGACCUUCUUGGAGCCCCCGUGGUCUGUUCCUCCGGCUCCCCCCUGGCCUUCGGUUCUGAUGCCAAGUCACCUUCUUCAUGCUCGGCUUUACGGAUCCUUCCUCCAGCUCCUGCACCUCUUGAAGAUCUCCCAGCACCUCUUCACUCUUCAUCAGACUCCUCUGGGUGUUCCUCCAGAUCCAGGUGGAAUUCUGCUGCAGGUGGAUCCAGAUCUGUUCCUGUUCUCUGCGUUGAAUCCACAAGUCAAACUCCUCAUCACUGGAACUGUCUGUUCUGUCAUGAGAAACACAGAGAAGGAGAAAGCAGCCCGUGUCGAGCUCUUCACUGAUCUCAUCCGCUCCAUUGAGAGAUGUCAGACUGAACUGCUGGAGAUGAUGGAGGAGCAGCAGAAAGCAGCAGAGAAACAGGAGGAAGAGCUCAUUGAAGAGCUGGAGCAGGAGAUCACUGAGCUAAAGAUGAGAAACACUGAGCUGGAGCAGCUCUCACACACUGAAGAUCACCUCCACCUCCUACAGAUUUACUCAUCCCUGUGCAGCUCUAGAAACACCAGGAACUGGUCUGAGAUCAGUGUGAAGACUGAUGAGAGUCUGGAGACUGUGAGGAGAGCUCUGACUCAACUGCAGGACACUCUACAGGAGAAACUCACACUAACUGAUCUGAAGAGGAUGCAGCAGUAUGAAGUGGAUGUGACUCUGGAUCCUGAUACAGCUAAUCCAUAUCUCAUCCUGUCUGAUGAUGGAAAACAAGUGAGUCAGGGAGACAUUGAGCAGAAACUCCCAGACAAACUAGAGAGAUUUGAUAGAUAUGCAAUUCUGUUGGGAAAGGAGGGAUUCUCCUCAGGGAGAUUUUAUUUUGAGGUGCAGGUGAAGGGAAAGACUGACUGGACUUUAGGAGUGGCCCGAGAAUCCAUUGACAGGAAGGGAGAAUUUACACUGUGUCCCAGUAAUGGAUUAUGGACUGUGUGGCUGAGGAAUGAGAAUGAAUAUAGUGCCUGUAAUGAUUCUCCUGUCUCUCUGUGUCUGAGAGUGAAGCCGCAGCGGGUCGGUGUGUUUGUGGAUUAUGAGGAGGGUCUGGUCUCCUUUUAUGAUGUGGAGUCCAGCUCUCAUAUCUACUCUUACACUGGUCAGUCUUUCACUGAGAAACUCUAUCCAUAUUUUAGUCCAGAACCUAAUGUUGGAGGUAAAAACUCAACUCCACUGAUCAUCACACCUGUCAAAUACAAUAAAUGAAUUUACACCCCAAUAUGAAAUAGAUUAAAGUAAUGAUCUUAAUAAUGA
Messenger RNA from Megalobrama amblycephala (Wuchang bream), 3756 nucleotides. RefSeq lists its product as uncharacterized. The transcript has 16 exons. NCBI's taxonomy places the organism in Eukaryota, Metazoa, Chordata, Actinopteri, Cypriniformes, Xenocyprididae. The record is from RefSeq and is a predicted model, not a curated record. Gene Ontology annotation, molecular function: zinc ion binding; ubiquitin-protein transferase activity; protein binding. Gene Ontology annotation, biological process: protein ubiquitination. Bases 226 to 3708 code for a protein of 1160 amino acids.